UCUUUAAAAGGCUGUGUGUGUUUUGUGGUGCUUCAUUUCUGCUGAGGUCAUGAUGGAGGGAGUCACAAUACGAGUCGGCCUUCUUGGACUGCUGCUGGCCUGCGUUACCACAGCAAUGACCAAUAAGAACAGGGACUGGGACAUCUACAGCUUUCACGUCAACUCCACAGUGACCAGUCGCUAUGCGACCACUAUUAUCACCAGUCGUGUGGCCAAUCGGAUCAACCAGUUACAGGAAAUAGAAUUCCAUGUCAAAAUUCCCAAGACGGCCUUCAUCAGUAAAUUCAAAAUGACCAUUGAGGGGCAGACGUACGAUGGGGUUGUGAAACAGAAGGAGGAUGCUCAGCAGCAGUACACUCAGGCAGUGUCUCGUGGCCAAAGCGCUGGCAUAGUCAGUUCUGUGGGGAGGACCCUUGAGGAGUUUAAGACGUCUGUGACUGUGGCCGCGCUCAGUAAGGUGACCUUUGAACUGACCUAUGAGGAGCUGCUGAAACGCCGACUGGGCAAGUACGAAUUACUGAUCCACGCUCGACCCAUGCAGCCUGUCGCUGACUUCAAGAUUGACGUGUACAUCAAUGAGCGACCAGGCAUUAACUUCCUGGAGAUAAAAGGAGGGCUGAGCACCAAAGAGCUGGCUAAUGCCAUCACCAAAACACACGCUUCUAGUGAGGCCUGGGUACAUUUCUACCCAAGCAAGGAGCAGCAGAGUCAGUGUGACAGCUGUGGAGAACAGGGUCUGAACGGAGACCUGGUCAUUGUCUAUGACGUCCACAGGAAGACAUCCAUGGGAGAGCUCAAGGAGUCAAAGGGGUAUUUUGUCCAUCACUUUGCUCCCAGUGACCUACCACGCAUACCAAAGAAUGUAGUGUUCAUCAUCGAUCAGAGUGGCUCCAUGCAUGGCAGGAAAAUGGAGCAGACCCGUGAGGCCUUGUUGAAGAUCCUGGUAGACCUGGUGGAGGACGACCACUUUGGCCUGAUCACCUUCGACUACACUGUGUCUACCUGGAAGAAGGAGCUGCUGCCGGCCAACCAGGAAAACCUGGAGGCUGCCAAGAGCUUUGCACGACACAUUCGCGACAGAGGAGCCACCGACAUCAAUGCUGCUGUGUUGGAGGGCACAGCCAUGCUAAACCGAAACCCACGAGAGGGCUCAGCCUCCCUCCUUAUACUACUCACUGAUGGAGACCCAACCACAGGUGAGACCAACCUGGAAAAGAUCCACAAGAAUGUAAAGGAAGCCAUUGGUAAGAAAUUCCCGCUCUACUGUCUCGGUUUUGGAAUGGAUGUCAACUUUGAGUUCCUGGAAAAGAUGGCACUGGAGAACAGCGGUGUGGGACGCAGAAUAUAUGAGGAUUCUGAUGCUGCUCUGCAGCUGCAGGGCUUUUAUGAAGAGGUGGCCACACCCCUAUUGACGGACGUGCAGAUGGUGUAUGUGGGUGGGGCUAACCUGACCCAGACCAACUUCAGCCAGUACUACAACGGCUCCGAAAUCGUGGUGUCUGGCCAGAUCACCGACAACAACAUAGAGACAUUCACUGCAGAGGUCAUAGCCAUAUCGAAAAGCAAUAGGGUGAUGUACUCUGAGACAAUACCAACGGACGAGCCCAUUGAAGCCAGGCCUGAUAGCCACAUCCAAAGGCUGUGGGCCUACCUCACUGUGAAGCAGCUACUGGACAAAGAGGUGCAGUCAAGCGGGAAGGCGAAGGAGAAGGUGAAGAAAGAGGCCCUGGACCUUUGUCUGAAGUACGGCUUUGUGACUCCUCUCACCUCGAUGGUGGUCACCAAGCCCCAGGGAGAAACCUCACAGGUGGCCCACAAGCCAAAGGAGGGAGAGAAGCCCUCAGGAACCAGGCAAGGCUUCUCUGGGUGGAGUUUCCAGUUCAUGAGUGGCCAAGCCGGAUACCCCGGACAAGCUCAGGCAAUGGGAGGAAGAAGAGGAGGAGGUGGAGUAGGAGGAGGUGGAUCAGGAGGAGGAGGAGGAGGUGGAGUAGGAGUAGGAGGAGGUGGAUCAGGAGGAGGAGGAGGAGGUGGAGUAGGAGGAGGUGGAUCAGGAGGAGGAGGAGGAGGUGGAGUAGGAGGAGCAGGGGGGGGAGCAGGCGUUGCGGGACGAGGAAGAGGCUUGCUGCUUUCUGCUGCGGAAGAUUCAUAUUCUGCCUAUAUAAUGGAGAAACAUCAACCAUCUCACUCAACUAAAACUACAACUAGAGCUACACCUACAACUGUGAGUCCUCCCCUGAGGUUCCUGUUGCCAGCUGAGGGUCAGGCCCUGCCACUGUGCUAUGACAUCCCUGUGGCUCUCUCGCUCAGACUCCUAAAGGACCCCAACAAUGAGUUGUCUAUGAACGGUCAGCUUGGACAAUCAGCCAGCGCAGGCUACCAGAAGAUUGUGAUCCACUACAAAAACAAUCAACAUAUUGAGUUAGACACCACUGUCAUCACCUUCAACAAUGGACAGGAUGCAACAUAUUUCUCCUGGAGCCUGAACAUCAAUCACAAAACAGACAGUGUGUCUCUGAUCCUACGGGACAAGGAGGUGGACAUCACCAUAGGGUCAACACAGAUCAUCAUCAUGCUCUAUGAGAGGAAUGGAAUUCAGUUCCUGUGGCCCGCGCUGAGGCAGCGCCCAACGGGAGGCAAUAUUAUGGGGAUCGUGGCCCGUCCACCUGUUGCCUAUGAAGAGGUCCAGGGGACAACAAUGAAACUGAAGAUUCAGGACAAAGAAGUAGAAGUCUCCAGGGACUCUGCUGUGGAUCUCAGCGUUCGCUCUGCCCCCACCGUGGCAUGCUGGUUGCUGCCUCUUCAGUCUGCCCUACAGGGGGAGCUAGCUGACUUCACCGUCACACAACUCUAACUGACCAUGUAGUUGCUCCCAUCACCAACUAAUCAACACUAUACAUACAGUAAUUCUGUUCUAGAAUUAAGAAGAGAAACAAUAAAGCCUGAGGUUUCUUUAUAGAGUCCAACGAGUUCACAUAAUAACACAGCUAAAUUCUCCUGUAACAUAUUCAUUGUUGAAUAAAUGUAUCAUUUUUUGAACAGUGACAACUUUUGUGUUGCAUUCCACACUCUUCAAUAAAUAAUGUAUUUGUGA
Salvelinus namaycush (lake trout) is the source of this 3091-nucleotide messenger RNA. RefSeq names its product inter-alpha-trypsin inhibitor heavy chain H3-like. Lineage: Eukaryota; Metazoa; Chordata; Actinopteri; Salmoniformes; Salmonidae. The record is from RefSeq and is a predicted model, not a curated record. The transcript has 22 exons. The coding region runs from base 50 to 2851 and encodes 933 amino acids.